Coregonus clupeaformis (lake whitefish) is the source of this 2148-nucleotide messenger RNA. Its product is annotated as monocarboxylate transporter 6-like. Gene Ontology annotation, molecular function: monocarboxylic acid transmembrane transporter activity. The transcript is spliced from 5 exons. Lineage: Eukaryota; Metazoa; Chordata; Actinopteri; Salmoniformes; Salmonidae. Gene Ontology annotation, biological process: monocarboxylic acid transport; transmembrane transport. The record is from RefSeq and is a predicted model, not a curated record. The coding region runs from base 222 to 1826 and encodes 534 amino acids.
CCAUGGCAGGGGCUAGGACUUACAGCUGGCUUGUUUAUGAUAUGGUAGAGAGGGUAAAAAUGGUCGAAGCGGAGUAGGCUAAUGGCCGUCAAAUAAUGAGUAGCCGCAAAAGGCAUAUUCAUUGCUGAGGAGGAGAUACACUGUGAGAUGGAAUAUAUUAGUGAGUGUCAUUCACCCUGGCAAGCUACUACUAGGGCAUUGCCUCAGCAUCUGAGCAGAGGAUGAACCGGAGGAAAGGCAGCAAGGGGGCAGGGGACUGUGACAGCCUCCAGAUGGAGAGCAAGGCCCCUGAGCAGACACCUAACAUGGGGCAGAAGAAUGGAGAGAUCAUGGACUCUGAAGAGGUGGAGAAUGGCAAGUCUGAACCCAUAGUCCCUGUGGCCAUGGAUGGGGCCGUCACUGCACCUGAUGGGGGUUGGGGCUGGGUGGUGUUGGUGGCCACCAUCCUGGUGCUAGCCCUGACUCUGGGCUUCCCCUCCUGCAUGGGAAUUUUCUACACGGACCUACAGAUGGAGUUCCAGGCCAGCAACCAAGAGACUUCCUGGGUGCCUUCAAUAAUGACAUCAGUGCUUCAUGCUGGAGGUCCAUUCUGCAGUGUAUUGGUGGAGAGGUUUGGUUGCCGGACGACGGUGAUGCUGGGCGGGGUCUUGAGUGGGCUUGGAAUGGCGGCCAGCUCGUUUACCCACACCAUCACUGAGCUCUACGUCACAGCUGGGGUUAUCACAGGACUUGGAUUCUGCUUCAGCUUCCAGCCCGCAGUGACCAUUCUCGGGCACUAUUUUGUGCGGCGGCGGGCUUUCGCCAACGCAGUGUCGUCCUCGGGCACUGCCCUGGGCUUGUGCACCCUGCCUCUCCUGGGCAACUACCUCCACACUGAGCUGGGCUGGCGGGGGAGCUUUCUGGUGCUGGGGGCCGUCCUGCUCAACUGCUGCGUGUGCGGAGCUGUGAUGAGGCCCCUAUGGGGCCGCAGACACCGUGGCCAGCCCCUGAUGAACCACAGGCCUCUUCAGCCGGAGGAGGAGAAGCCAACGGGGAGGAUGAGGGCCUUGUGGGCCGGUCUGACGUCCGCCCUGCACCAUCACAUGGCAUUUGACCUCUUACGUAACAACCUGCGGUACCGUUUGUACGCUGUGGGCAUCACCUGGAUGAUGCUUGGCUUCGUGGUGCCGCUGAUCUACCUGGUGCCCUACGCCACGGCCCACGACAUGGAGCAGAGCCGGGCCGCCCUCCUCCUCUCCAUCCUGGGUAUCGUCAACAUCGUGGUGCGGCCGCCCAUUGGCCUGCUCUUCAGCCUACCCUGGUUCAAGGGGCGCCACAUCUACGUGUUCUCUGCUGCUCUGCUGAUGAAUGGGCUGAGUAAUAGUAUCUGCUGUAUCGAUGCCAGCUUCUCCGUGCUGUUGGUGUAUGUGGUGACCUACGGCCUGUCCAUGAGCGUGGUGGGUUCGCUGAUGUUCACCGUCCUCAUGGAUACGUUGGACAUGAGUCGCUUCCCAGCUGCCCUGGGCCUGCUCGCCAUCAUGGAGAGUGUCACGCUGCUGAUCGGGCCCCCGCUCGCAGGAAUCAUGGUGGACAGAACUGGGGAGUAUUUUUACGUCUUCUUCGCCUGCAGUGCUACUGUUGCCUCAUCAGCUGUAUUCCUCAUGGUGUCUUUCUACUGGCUGGAUAGAAGGGUGCUAAAGGGGCAGCAGGUGCCACCUCAGGUUUCCCCACCAAAGCCUGCCAGUGUUAACAACGUGGUCUCCCAGUGCCAAUACAGCAGUGUGCCCACAAAGGGGGACAAAGACAAGGCCUCAGACUCUGAGACGGGGGAUGCCGCCCGCCUGUGAACAGCGUCACUGUCCAAAUACAUACACCAAACUCACAGAUGUAUACUUCCCACGAUUCUGUGAUUGUAUAUCAUGUGCUGCUGAUCUUAAAGUACAAGUGUAUGAUACUGUUAUUGGUGAUCAAAUGCAGUACUUUUUCACACAUGCCAUAAUCCAUAAACUUGUGCCUUUUCCUCACACCCUGUUACACAUUCAUCAAUGUCAUGUUCAAGAAGACAUGCCACCUUAGGAAUCCCUCUCCACCCUUCAACAAGCAAGACUGUGCAAAAAAUAGAUGUGCCUUGUACAUGGAAUCAAUCAAAAUAAACAUUUAGUAUCUGUA